AUGACGGGAUUUGGGGACGUUGCAUUGAUCUGGAGGUUUGACCUGAGAGUGAACUUAAUAUUCGCCUUGGUUGGGCGAUGGUGUACAGAGACCUACACCUUCAUUAUGCCGUGCAGUGAGUGCACUAUCACAUUAGAAGACGUCGCUAUGCAACUUGGGUUACGAGUUGACGGUGCUGUGGUCACUGGUCGAAGCAAUGUGUUGGAACCUUCAGUACUAAGCCACAGAUUGCUUGGACGGUCCCCUAAUAAUGGGGAAAGGAAUUUCACAUGCUUGACAUUGGCAUGGUUGAAAGCUAAUUUUAAGGAGUUAUCAAGCACUGCCACUGAGUACGAGGUGAUUUACAGUUGGGGAUCGGCAGUGUUGGCCGCAUUGUACUAUGAGCUUUGCCGAGCAACAAAACAUGGUGCUAGUAACAUGGCUGGUUGUUUGGUUCUGCUACAAUCUUGGGCUUUAUACAGGAUGCCAUUUCUAGCAGCUGUUAGGCACCAACCAUAUUCGUGGCCACUUAUAAAAAGAUGGGCCACGUCUCCAGGAAUUGGUGCGAGCCAAACAUUAAUCAUUUACCGCCAAAUGAUAGAAGCGUAUGCCGGAGAGAAAUUCUUGUGGAUGCCGUAUUCUGCACUGAACAUUGCAACCAUUAUUCCUCAGUGGGUUCAUGCUAAAGCCCAUAUGUGGUGCAUUAACAUGCCGGUGCUCAACUUUUCAACCGUUGAGUGGUACAAUGGUGAUCGAGUUAUGCGAUAA
Gossypium arboreum is the source of this 747-nucleotide messenger RNA. Its product is annotated as serine/threonine-protein phosphatase 7 long form homolog. The transcript is spliced from 4 exons. Lineage: Eukaryota; Viridiplantae; Streptophyta; Magnoliopsida; Malvales; Malvaceae. The coding region runs from base 1 to 747 and encodes 248 amino acids. The record is from RefSeq and is a predicted model, not a curated record. Gene Ontology annotation, biological process: meristem maintenance; meristem development.